This is a messenger RNA of Gongylonema pulchrum, 192 nucleotides long. Lineage: Eukaryota; Metazoa; Nematoda; Chromadorea; Rhabditida; Gongylonematidae. The record is from the annotation of a GenBank genome assembly.
AUGGUGAAUUUGUGCCGAGUUGAAAUAGCCAUAUCACUUGGCUUCCUGCUACAUGGCCUAACUUGCCCGGGUUUUGCGCAGGAGGCCGCUUAUCAAGGAACAUGCCAUAUGAACGUUGUAGCUGCGGUUGUUGGCACCGGUACUGGUGGCGUAGGACUUGGAGUUGUGCAUAGGUACGUGCCUACUUUUUAA